UUUAAUUUUGUUAGGUUUAAUAUCUUGAAUAAUAUUAUUGACAUUAUCAGAUUAUAUUAUAUCUUCAUCCUGUAUUUCUGAUCGAAGGUAUUUAGUACGCUUAAAGUCAUAUGUACGCAAUAGAGCUCAACCUGAGGGCUCUAUUGCAGAAGGGUACAUUGCCGAAGAGUGUUUGACAUUUUGUUCGAGGUAUCUUGAAGGUGUGGAGACAAUUUUCAAUCGACCGCAACGAAACUAUGACAAUGUGCAUAAUGCAGAUGAUUAUAUGUUCUCAUCUAGUGGACGAGUUCUAGGACAGUUUGAGAGUGUUAUUCUUGAUGAAAUUUCUCUAUUGCAAGCACAUCGUUAUGUGUUACUCCAUUGUGAUAAGAUAUCCUCCUAUCGUAGUGAAUUUUUGGUUGCUCAGCGAAGAGCAAAUCGUAACAUUCGAGCUAACCCAAGUAUCGAGCAUAAAUGGCUGGUUGAAAAUUUUUCUAAUUGGCUUCUUACAAAGGUUCCAAAGAUGGCCGAGAACAAUUGCCCAGAGGAAAUUAUUGCAAUUGCCCGAGGUCCAAAUAAUGUCGCUAAGAGAUAUAGUGGCUUUGUUAUUAAUGGGUUUAGAUUCCAUACAAAAAAUCGUGAGAAAUUAAGAAAAACCCAGAAUUCUGGAGUGAUGGUUGAAGCAGAAGGACAAGAUUAUUAUGGCAAACUCACAGAUAUUUUUCAGUUAGAUUACUAUGGAAACUUUAAGGUCGUCUUGUUUCGUUGUGAGUGGGUUGAUAUUAGGUCACCAAGAGGAAUGAAAAAGGAUACAAAUGGCUUUGUUCUUGUGAAUUUUUCUAAGUUAAUGCACACUUGGCACUUAUUGAAAGAUGAUCUAUUCAUAUUCUCAUCUCAAGCAAAACAAGUUUUCUAUAUUCAAGACGUGAAGAAUGAAGAAUGGUCUUAUGUUCUUAUAACAAAGCCAAGAGACUUGUAUGAUAUGGGAACAACAUUGCAAGGAGAGGAUGAUGAUGAUCAGACAUACACUCAAUGCAUGCCGUUUAAUGUUAUUGAUGCUAACCAAUUAGAUAAUUGUGCAAGUUGGGCAAGAACAGAUGUUGAAGGAGAGAAUAGUCUUUGAUAUGGCUUUUGUGACCCUUUCAUUAUGGCAUUAACGUAUCAUCUUUUCAUUAUGGCAUUAAAGUAUUAUAUGCUUUCUUUUUUUUGUUUACCUUUUAGAUUCUGUUUGCUUACAUCAAAAUAAUUAGUAUAAGAUUUUCACAAUACUUAUAAUUGUUAUGGAUUAUUUUUUUAGACAUUCACUUGACUAAGAUGCACUACAACAAAAAGAAAGAAGUUAGACCAUUAGUGGCGACUAAUGUCGCUGCAGAAUGUUUUCAUACAUCGCGCCAUUACUUCCCUCUUCCUUUUUUCACCAACAAGCACUAUCUUUUUUUUUUGGACUAUUAUACCCUUACUUAUUGUAUAUGUUGUAUGUAAAUAGUUGGAUUAUUUAGUCUUUUGACAAAUUAAAAAGGGGUAAAUAAUAUGUACAGGGAAAAAAACCCCUAAACCCCAAAUCACACGAGUGAUCACCCUCUCAUUCACUUGACUGUGAAGUGCUUUAGUUGCUUAAGCUGAAUGCAUAAGUAGGUUUCUGAUCAAACGAGGUUGGAGUCUAAGUUGUUGGCUUUGUAGCUUCUAUACCUUAAACUUGAUAAGAAAAAAAAUUAGUAAUAAGUGGAUUUGAGAAUUGGAAAGCGCAUAGCAGUUUGUAUUAGAUUAAAUUUCCAUCAAAGAAAAAAAAUUGAUGGCUAAGAUGAAACCCUCAAACUUCAUUUUUUUAGUGGCCUUGGUACAUAAGCAAGACCCCUAGAAGGUGCCCUUCUCCUCUUCAUUUUCUUCCUGGCUUGGAGCAAGAUGCCAUUUGCUAUGCUAAUCUGUUGAUUUAUUCAAGUCGGCAUUCAUUUUUUCAGUAUUGGCCACUAUUCUUUUUGUUGAAGCUGGUUGUUAUAUAAUUGGAUUACCAAGCGAAUGAUAAGAAGUCUUAUUCAUAGUAACAUACUCAAUUGGGUAAUAUUGUGUAGUUCAAUACUCAGUUCUUGGAAUUUAUCGAUCCGUUUCUAUUACACCAAUUCUUCUGCAAAGUAAGGACGACAUUGAUGUUA
Molecule: messenger RNA, 2129 nt
Organism: Ananas comosus (pineapple)
Lineage: Eukaryota; Viridiplantae; Streptophyta; Magnoliopsida; Poales; Bromeliaceae
Exons: 3
Coding region: 266-1102 (278 amino acids)
Source: RefSeq, a predicted model, not a curated record